Dermacentor andersoni is the source of this 969-nucleotide messenger RNA. RefSeq lists its product as uncharacterized. The record is from RefSeq and is a predicted model, not a curated record. NCBI's taxonomy places the organism in Eukaryota, Metazoa, Arthropoda, Arachnida, Ixodida, Ixodidae. Gene Ontology annotation, molecular function: DNA binding.
UGCGCAUUUAGUUGUGUAUAUAUAUCUUUUUUGGAGCGGAGCGGCCAGCUUGAAUUCUAGAGCAUGACUCAUGUGCUGGUGAAAUGGCUAACAGAAGAGUCCUGGGACGUGUAUUCUGUACGCGCCAUCGUCGACGCUCAGCUGGGAUUCCGGCUGCUGACGGAAGAAGGUUUUAUCGACCAGGUCCGGGGCAGCACUGUGUCGAUAAAGUGGACCGAUGACUCGGCGCCAGCGGAGGCACAAUUACUCGAUUUUGGCGUGCACAAAGCACUGGAGAAAAAAAGAACGCAGCUUGUGAAAGCGGUCCUGCAGCGGAGGGGCGAACAGCCAGUGGGGCAGGUGGCGUCAAAAAGAAAGUGUGAAGGGUGUGACUGCGAGGCCUCGAGAAAGGUCGUCGUCUUGGAGGGCCAGGUGCGGGAGCUAAAAGAGAAGCUAGAAGCGGCAAACAACAACCUUGAGUCCUUCGCAAUGCUGAAGAAAGCCAACAAGCUAGUGAGGAAGCUAGAGGGCCUGGCAGACGUGCAGAAGGCCACACAAGUGGUGCAGGCCGAGCAAGUGGACAUUGGAGGUGGCAUUCUGGUGGAAAAAACAGUGCUCAGCCGCCUCCAUGCACACUGCGGUGGCCUGCCCACGAAAUUUGCCCGCAACUUGUUGCGACAUGUCUUUGGAGAUGAAGGCCUCCGAGGAAAAUCCCUGUACGGGAAGGGCUCGAACUCCAACAAAGAGGGCCCAGUGAAAGAAGGGCUUUGCCCGUUAAAGCUGAAUGCUGUCAUCGGGUACACGUGCACCCAUUUUCAAACAACCACGCUCCACAUCAAGAGCAGCCUGUCUUCUAUGAUUAGCAGGGAGAUUAAAUGAAAGGGAACUACUAGCAUAUACAAGACUUAUGCUAUUUUUUUCCAUUCAUUUAACCUCCCUCUACAGUGUAAAAAGCAUGUAUGUAUUUAUUAAAUGUUUUUAACUUCUUUU